CAUCAAUACAACAGGAAAAUACUACAAAAAAAAAAAAAAAUGAAUGAAGUUAUGAAUAAUCUGUUUUACAAACUUCACCUUGAAGGCAGGGACCAAAAUAAACUGAGACCAGCAGAUGUUCUUCUGGUAACUGAACAUUCAUUACAGUCCCAUAAAUCUUGUGCUGAAGAGCAAUUGAUUCAGACUUUCAUACAAAAACUACUGAUGAUGGACUACAGAGCAAGACACAUUAAAACUGAAGAGACCAAUAAACAGCAUCACAAACAACAAAUAGACCCAUCUGAGAAAAUGAGUGAAAAUUCGUAUGAUUUUUUUGAAAGAAUGUCUUUUUCUAACAGAGUAACAAGCCAAUCUGAGCUAAUCCACCCGAUGGAUGUUCAGAUGGCCGUGUUUCAUUGUGCUGAUGGUUUACUGAAGCAGCUGAUGGUGACUAAACUGUCCCAGUGUCAGUACGCUCUGCCUCUGCUUGUUCCUGAUCCAUUCGCACGACAGAUUGAGUUUCCUCUCUGGACAUUCAGACAAAUCAACAAGAGCUGGAAGACAAGAAAUGCCAACAAUGAAACCAUCAGUCAAAUCCAGCCUAUUUACAAGGCAAAAACUCCCAUGGUGUCUUUCUUCAGGUUUGGCUCUGUGUCUUCAUCCAAGUCUCAUCUGAUGAACAGUCUGAUCAAUGACAAACACAACACUUUCUUCCACAGGAACUGUCCAGGCAGCAGCAGAACCAGAGUCCUGAUGGAUGGAGUGGUGGAGAUCACCUGGUUCUGCCCCUCUGGAACAAAUGAUGAUAAAUUCACUGACUGUGUUGCGUUCUGUAAUCUACACGGUGAUGCAGGAGACCAUGAGAAACAGCUGCAGAUCCUCACUGAAAUGGCCUCAGUCAAUGUUGUUAUUCUACCACAACUUCAGAGGAAUGACAGAAACACAACAAUAAUUGAAAACCUAUACAAAGACUCAAAGCCACUCAUUUGUCUUUUUACUGAAGAUGAAUCGACUAUGUUUGAGAUGGAAACAAGAAAAUAUAAGAUUGGUUUGAAAGACAGAAAUCAGUCAGAUGUAUCUGAAGAACUCAGAGGAGCUAUAAAUGAUUGUCUCUCUCAAUCAUUUUCCACUUUCAGACUUGAAGAUGUGUCCAAACACUCAGACAUCAGAGUAGAUGAGGAAGAUGAUGAUGCCUGCAGGAGAGGAAGAGAAGCAGCACAGCAGAUGAUGAGUUUACUGCAGAAGAAAGAUCUGACUGAAAUCAAAGAAUCAUUUCUGCCUCAUCAGGGGAAACUGUGGCAUCAGUGGUGCCAGAAGAACAAAGAGCUACAUCGACCUAAAGCAGAUAAGAUAGAAAUGGACAUCAGUAGAAAACAAAUAGAAAUGAAGAUAAUUCGUGAACAGCAGCAUGAAUCUGACAUCAGUGAGUUUAUGAAGCUAUUCAUUAAACAAAUGAACUCACAUGAUAAACAUGAGAAGAUGUUUUUCCUUAAUUGGCUCAGAAUUCUUCUGGAUAAAUAUACCUCAGCUGACCUUUAUGCUCUAUAUCAUAAAUAUGAUGAAAAAUGGUCAUUGGUUGUACAACUGAAAGAAAAUUGUGAUUAUGAAUCUGAUCAUCUUAAAGCUGAACAAACUGAACUUGAGAAAAUAUCUGAGGAAAUUCAGGCUGCAGCCUUUGGUUUGGAGCACCUCAUAAGGGAGAUCGGUCAGAUCUAUGAAUCAUGUUCAUCUGUGAAGAAGAACAAGAAAGACCUGCAGUUUGACUUCUCUUCUCUCACGAGUCUUGCAGCAGAGAUGAUGAUCUCUGGAUUUCCACUGGAGCUAAUGGAUGGAGAUGCUGCUCAUGUUCCUGUGAUCUGGAUCUCUGCUGUUCUAGAUCAACUCAUCCAGAAACUGGGAAACCAGAGAGUCUUUGUGCUGUCAGUUUUAGGGAUCCAGAGCUCUGGGAAAUCCACCAUGCUGAAUGCCAUGUUUGGACUCCAGUUUGCUGUCAGUGCUAGCAGGUGCACCAAAGGAGCUUUUAUGCAGCUGGUCAAAGUGUCAGAUGAGAUGAAAAAACAACUGAACCUUGACUAUAUUCUGGCUGUUGACACUGAGGGGCUUCAUGCUCCAGAACUGGCUGGAAAAUCAACAAGACAUCAUGACAAUGAAAUGGCAACAUUUGUUGUAGGUCUUGGAAAUUUGACAUUGAUCAAUAUCUUUGGAGAAAAUCCAUCUGAGAUGCAGGACAUUCUUCAGAUUGUUGUUCAGGCUUUCCUGAGGAUGAAGAAGGUCAGACUGAAUCCUAGCUGUGUGUUUGUGCAUCAAAACGUUUCAGACGUCACGGCUGGAGAGAAAAACAUGGAGGGAAGGAGACGACUGCAGAAGACACUGGAUGAGAUGACAAAACUCGCUGCUAAAGAUGAAGCCUAUGAUGCAGAAUGUUUCAGCGAUGUCAUUAGAUUUGAUGUUCAUAAAGAUGUGAAGUAUUUUGCUCAGCUCUGGGAGGGCAGCCCACCAAUGGCACCACCAAACCCAAACUACUGUGAGAAUAUUGAAGAACUAAAGAAAACGAUUAUGUCUCAUGCCUCAAAAUCACAUGGAAUGAUGCUGAAAGACUUAAAAGAUCACAUUAAAGAUCUCUCGGAGGCUUUAUUGAAUGAACAAUUUCUCUUCAGCUUCAGAAAUACUCUGGAGAUUUCAGCCUACAGAAAACUGGAGACUGAAUACAGCAAGUGGUCCUGGAGUCUUUGCAGUGCCAUGAUGGAAACUGAGAACAAACUACACAACAAAAUAGAAAAUGAAGCAAUUCAUGAGGUUGAGGAAACUGAUCUUCAUAAGAUCAAGAAGACAAGUGAAGAAGUAAAAAAAAUAAUGUCAGAUUUCUUUGAGAAAUACACUGGUGCAGAUAUACUGAUUCAGUGGAAAACAUCAUUUGAAAUCAAAAUCAAAGAGCUUCAGGAAAACAUUGUGAGAGAAACAAAGAGGAAAUUAAAUGAGAUUCUUCAGCAGCGAGAACUGAAGAAAAAGAUUGAUGAUCAAAAGACACAUCAUGAAAACACUCUCUAUGAAAAGAGCAAAGAACUUGCCUUAAAAUUCAAAGACAAAACAAAUGAUGAAGAAACACUGAAGAAAGAGUUUGAUUUGUUUUGGGAACAGAGUGUGAAGAUGAUCAUCAGAGACACUCCUGCAAUUAAAGACACUGACAUAAUGAGAGAUGCAAGAGAGAUGCUUAGUAACAUUGAUGAAGGACAUCUCAGUGUUGACCACUGCAGUGAGUACAAUGAUAUUUUCUCUGUGACAAGUUAUUCUGAAUAUAUCAUUUACAAACAGUGGUCAAAAAAUGAUAUUAUGGAGGCUGCAAAUGAUCCUUGUGCAACAGUAAAAGAAUUAUCUGAAACCCAAAUAGGAAAAUUAGUCACAGAUGUUGUUCAGCGGACAGACAAAAUGAUUAAGUCGUUUAACAUUUCAAAGAUGGGCUACAACAGCAGCUACAUUAAACAACUCAUAGAUUAUAUAAAGGCAAGAGUAACAGAACAUCAGGAAGGACGAGUGAAAUAUGUGCUCAAGAAUGAAUUCUUCAGGGAUUUGGUUCUUUCCAUCUGUAUGAGAGCAAACAAGAUGAUCACUGACCAACACAGGAUGUUUAGAGAAGCCAAUGAUCCUGUAAUAUAUGUUGAGAAGAAGAGAGAAGAGUACUAUAGUAUUUUCCAGAAAUACUGCCAUGGAGCAACAUCAGCUGUUAUUUUUGGUGAGAUCAUCUGUCAGAAACUUAAAGAGCCCAUUGAGCAGAGUGUCUACAAGAAGACUGCCAGAGAUCUGACAGAUGAAAUGAGAUCAAACUGUGAAUCACUGAAUGGAAACAGAUCAAAUCUGGAGAAACACAUCCUGAAGACACUGGUAGAAGAGGAGGAUUUUGACAAAUAUAUGAACUACAUUCAUAAUCCAAGAGAUCACUUCAAGAGUUUCAUCAGAGAUGAAGUCAGUCGGUACAUCACUGAUAAGUUCAGUGUCAGUGUUUUACCCAAGAUGAAGGAAAACAUUGAACUCCUGCAGCAGAAGAUCAUGAAAGCAGCACAUGAAUCUACUGAACACGUUCAAGUCAACAGUGGAGAAGUUGGUUUGUGGUUGAAGAGUUUCACACAACAGCUCUCAGAUGAGCUGAUCUUCUCUGAAAAAGUCUUCAGUGGGUUCAAACAUGAUGAUGUUGAUGAUUUUAACCUCCUAGAAAAUGUGAUAAAACAAGAACUUACUGCUAUAACUGGCAUCAGCAGUAGAUUCAGCACAGAGACAUUUCCAGCAAAUCUAGAUUAUAAAUUCAGGCCAGAUGAGCUUCUGAUUGAUCACUUCUGUCAGUGCUGUUGGAUUCAGUGUCCAUUCUGUAAAGCCACCUGUACCAACACCAUAGAAAACCAUCACGGAGAUCACAGUGCUCCUUUCCAUCGUAUUACUGGACUAAAAGGGAUGAAGUACAGGAAUACAACAAACUUGUCUAUAAGCAUCUGCACAUCAGCAGUAGUAAGUGAUCGACCUUUUUAUCCCAAUGACUCAGAUGAAACAGUCCUCUGGAGAGAGUACAGAACAGCAGGAGGCAUUUAUGCAAACUGGAGCAUCACCCCUGAUCUCUCUGAGCUGCCCUACUGGAAGUGGUUUGUGUGCACAUUUCAGAAAGAUCUAGAAAAGCACUACACUGCAUUGUUUGAGGAGUGUGGUCGUAUACCAGAUGAAUGGAAAAAUUACUCAAAACAAAAAGCUCUUGAGAGUUUGGAUCAAUACAUUUAAUUGAACAAAUGAAAUACAUUUUCUUUUAGGUCUUUUAUGAGUUAUCUUGUAUCCACUCAAGUCUACAAAAGCUAUGUACACACAAAUGUAGCAGAAUUGUCUGUGUUUGUGGAAUGUUAACUUUUGUUAAUGUCAGAAUGCAUGCAGACUGAGUUUCUAUUGUCUCAGUAGCUGUGCCUGAAAUGGCUGCAUCAGGAAAGCUGAAAUAAGUUGCCUCUGCACUACAGAGAUAGCAUGGAGAGUUUUGAAUGCAUCAUUAGUACCUUUAUUUGCAAAUGCUGCCUGAGAAGUCAUUGCCUUAAAUGCAGUGAGGCAACAAGUCAGUUUUCAUAUAUACUAUGUGAAAACAGUAUCAUAUCCUCCACCACAUAU
Labeo rohita (rohu) is the source of this 5112-nucleotide messenger RNA. Its product is annotated as interferon-induced very large GTPase 1. The transcript has a single exon. NCBI's taxonomy places the organism in Eukaryota, Metazoa, Chordata, Actinopteri, Cypriniformes, Cyprinidae. The annotation marks the transcript as partial. The record is from RefSeq and is a predicted model, not a curated record. Gene Ontology annotation, molecular function: GTP binding.